Bipolaris sorokiniana ND90Pr is the source of this 1899-nucleotide messenger RNA. RefSeq lists its product as uncharacterized. The record is from RefSeq and is a predicted model, not a curated record. Lineage: Eukaryota; Fungi; Ascomycota; Dothideomycetes; Pleosporales; Pleosporaceae. Gene Ontology annotation, biological process: regulation of DNA-templated transcription. Gene Ontology annotation, molecular function: zinc ion binding; DNA-binding transcription factor activity, RNA polymerase II-specific. The transcript is spliced from 4 exons. Bases 1 to 1899 code for a protein of 632 amino acids.
AUGGCCCCUGCACAGCCACAUCAACAGCUAAGCCUUAUACUAUGUGCCUUAUACGAAGGCACGUUCUCAAGCUCGGAAGCUGUCGGUAUGGUGUAUCGUGGCCGGCCUUCUACUGGGUGCAAAAAAUGUCGUGAGCGUAGAAUUAAAUGUGAUGAGCGCCCCGGUGGCUGCGUCAAAUGCUCUGAUCGCCAUCUCCAAUGCCCAGGAUACGAUCGCAACAUUGACAACUUCUUUCACGAUGAAACAGCGAAUGUUCAAGCAAAGGCAAAAAAGGCAAAGGCAAAAGCUAUCGCGGCUCGUGAUGCUCAGGAUGAAAUCGAGGCGCGUAAUCUGCGGGAAGCUUACUUACACAUAAUAGCCCAACAAUCGCCAACGCCGGCCGUAACAGCGUCACUCAUCGAUCAAGGAAUUUCCUUCUUCAUGUCCUACUAUACGCUUGGCAUUGAUCAGCCGCCUGUACAGUCCGAUGAGUACUCGAAAUAUCUGUCGACGCAUGGCUUCCAUCCAUUGGUCUCCACAUCCAUGACAGCUCUGGGCAUCGCUGGAAUAGCAAACCUGUACAUGGAUCCUCUCCUAAAGCGUGAAGCCACUCGCUGGUAUCUAGAUGCCAUCAAGAGGACCAACGCUGCCAUAUCGUCCCCUACAGCUGUCACAGCCGAUAGCACUCUCGCAUCUAUUAAUCUCUUGGGCAUGGUUGAAGCGACUUCCAAUGAGACAAGUUUACAAGGGUGGAGCAACCAUGUCCAAGGUGCUGCCUCCCUCAUCAAGAUGCGAGGCAUGGACCAGUUUUCAACCCCAGCUGGGCAGCGUAUGUACCUCCAUACUGUUGGGCUUCUUACCAUGAACUGCAUGGGAAAGGGCAUGCCCCUCCCCAAAUUUGUUCACGACCUCAACACUGAAGUCAUAAAGCACUUGGACAUCAAAGACCCUAGAAACCGCUUCUUCUUUCUUCAUAUCAAAACCAUCGACCUUCGAGCACGCAUUUUGAACCAGCAAACCCACUCACUACCCGACAUUAUAGAGUCAGCGCUUGCGCUCGAUAACAUCGCAGUCAAUAUCUUCAAAGACUCAGGGCCAGAAUGGGACUACGAUAUUGUACUAUGCGAGAAACGACCAGAAAUCUUCGACCACUUCUACCAUAUCUACCACACGGCAAUAGCCGCUCAAACUUGGAACUGGGUGCGCUACAACAGAAUAUAUUUUCAUGACAUUAUCCGAAAUUGUAUAUUAGCAGGCUUCGCGUCUACACCACCAGCCCUUGUUGGAGCAAAGUACCAUGAACAACUGGAAACAAGUGUCCGUACCUUGUAUAAUUUACAAUCGGAUAUCUUGGCCGGUAUGCCGCAAUUCCUACACGAUGUACCUGGCGAAGUACCAAGCGAUGCGUCAGAUUACACUAGCAACAAGUCAACUCCGACAUCUGUUGGGGAUAAACUCAGCGCGUCGCCAGCGACCGCAGCUUUUCCAAAAAUUCCUCCAAAAUCACCUGCAGAGUUUCAGACUGCUUUGAAGACCCUUGAUCAAAACUUCAAAGGCAUGCCAUCAGGCGUUGUCAAAGCCCUCAUCGGCACCGGCUCAGUCAAAGGCCGACUUCCCAUUAUCCGUGUAGCAGGAGGCUACUCAACUGUAUGGGCCCUCUAUGUGAUUAGUCCUCACCAACCAUUUUGCCCUCCACAGGCUGGCUCCACGCCCAUCGCAUCCCCAGAAAGCCAAAACUUCGUCGCAAAAUGCAUGACGCGCGUGCAAAAAGAAUUCGGCAUCAAUCAAGCCCAAGUCCUCGGUAAAGCACUGGAAUACAAGAGAUACCUAGCUGAAAAGGGCGCGAUUCCAUUUAGCAUAUGUCCACAGUAUCUGCCACCUGAUUCGGAGCCGUACGUGCGGCCUAAGCCGAGUGUAUGA